Molecule: messenger RNA, 2089 nt
Organism: Myripristis murdjan (pinecone soldierfish)
Lineage: Eukaryota; Metazoa; Chordata; Actinopteri; Holocentriformes; Holocentridae
Gene: cited1
Product: Cbp/p300-interacting transactivator, with Glu/Asp-rich carboxy-terminal domain, 1
Exons: 2
Coding region: 319-891 (190 amino acids)
Biological process (GO): regulation of DNA-templated transcription
Cellular component (GO): nucleus
Molecular function (GO): transcription coactivator activity
Source: RefSeq, a predicted model, not a curated record
AGCGUCCAGCCUGCAGAAAGCCGCUCUGCUUUAUCGCUCCCAGCAGAGAGAGAGAGACAGACAGACCCAGAGAGAGAGAGACAGGAGGACAGGCGAUGCAGACAAUACCGCUCUGACUGAUUAUUUCCACGGACUCCAGCUUUUUUCCCCCCACUCAUAUCUGCGUCUCUACAUGUAAAAACCCACCACUGUGACUCUCCUCUCCCCAGCGGCCGGUCCGGACAGUGUGACCCGCUCCCCGGCUCCCCGGCUGCCCUGCUGCCCCGCACCACUCGGACUGUCACCGGGCUUCCCUCUCAGGCUCCACUCUUCCUGGUGAUGACCUCACUGCUGUUCCCUGGCAACGCCCACGCUGCGAUGAAGGACCUGUCCUCCUCCUCGUCUCCUCUCACCUCCCUGCUCCACUACCCCUCCUCCAAAACCUCCGUGGCGCCCUUCUCCCCGUCCUCCACCGCCUCGUCUCCCGGCUCGUCCCUGACCUCGGCGCCGCUCUCCAAACCUCAGCCCUUCUGCCUGCAGACGGGCCCUCACCUCAUCGCCAGCAUGCAGCUGCAGAAACUCAACUCGCACUACCAGAGUCUGGCCAGCGCCUCCGCGGGACAUCCGGCGUCCGGAGGAGCUCAGAGGGGCUUCGGAGCCUCGGCGCUGGGCACGGGGACCCAGAUCCUCAGCCCGUCCGGAGGCCUUGGCGGCGGCGGGAUGGGCGUCGGUAUCGCCAUGGGAAACCAAGGCUCCGGCGCCGGCGGGAUCAUUGAUUUCGACCCGGUGGACGAGGAAGUUCUCAUGUCACUUGUCGUGGAGCUGGGUUUGGACCGAGCCAACGAACUCCCCGAACUCUGGUUGGGUCAGAACGAGUUUGACUUCAUGUCAGACGUGCCGGCUGGAUGCUGACAACAACAACAACAACAAAAAAAACUCCAAAAAAACUUACAUCCAGAUGCAGAGGGAUGCAUCAACAAAGAAAGAGGACUUGCUCUCUCCUGUUUUUCUUUUCUCUUUUCUCACUUUCUUGGUCGACACAAUGAGGAGAAAGAGACACUGAGCAAUUAAGAACUGUCGCAGAGAUUAAAGGUGUACUCUUGUUUUUCUUUUGCCUUCGUACAAUCUGCCUUGCGAGAGGAUACAAGGAUCACGGAGAUGGAUAAGAGAAAGAGAUGACUUCCUUUUGAUUCUUUUGUUGUUUAUUCAUGUUUUGUUGGGGUUCAUACCCUCGUGGAAAGGGACAGUCAACAGUUUUUGUUCCUUUUCAUUCCCUUCAAUCAGCAAAUCAUUCGUCUCUAGGAUCAAAUUGGGAGGGCGACACUAAACUGAUAAGAGCGUAAAGACUCUCUUUGUGCCUCUUCCUGCAAAUCACUGAUUUUGUUCUUCAUCUAAAGAGGAGGAACAGGUAGAUGCGGAGGGUGAACAGAACCGAGGACUUGCUGAUGGACCUUAGGAAUAGAGGAGGACUUUGUUCGCUCUUCUCCUCUUUCUCCAUCACUGCUUCACUCUCGCUUAAUGAAAAGAAAGUGAUUGACGCGAGAAGGGCAGGAGGCGAUGUCUGAGUUGGCCACUUUGGGGGGGGAAAAAAUAAAGAUGACAAAGACACACCUGUUGCACUUGUUUUUCCCCCAUCUUAUCUUCGAUUAAUGCUAAAGAAGAAGCAAAUGGGACACGGAUACAUACAUCGCCGACGCUUUGACUUUAUGGGAGACUCGCAAAGGAUGACAAACACUAAGUUUCCUGUUUUCUUAAUGGACAAUAUUAGACUCUGGUCUCAUGGGAAAGGGACUCCUGUCUCUUGGCUUCACAAAGAAACUGAUUGUUUGAGAACUGGUUAUCUCAAUUUACUCAAUCUCGUUUUUCUUUCUUUUUUGUUUUUUUGAAUUUAGUUCAACCAGCGGUAUUCAUUAAAAUGUUAUUUAAGACAGUGGCUGAUAUCCAUCGGGCCUCUCGGAGAGGGGAGCGCCUCAGUCUAUAAUCAGUACUACUUUUCUGAGAAUAAUGAAUUAGAUCAAGCCGUCUUGAAUCUGUGUGAGCAUGGGACCUGAAUGGAGUAAAUUGUGUCUUGCCCUCGAGCUCAACCUCAUUAAAGCAAUCUAGUACUUUG